AUGCAAAACCCAUCCCAAUACAAGAUUCCAAACUGGUUCCUUAACAGACAAAAGGAUAUCAAGGAUGGAAAGACCAGACAGAUGAUGGCAAUGGUGAACAAAGUGUUGGACUGGAUCCGCAGUCUAUUCUGGAAAGAGGAGAUGGAGCUGACACUUGUCGGUCUUCAGAACUCUGGAAAGACGACGUUCGUCAAUGUUAUCGCUAGCGGACAAUUCACAGAAGACAUGAUCCCCACUGUGGGCUUCAAUAUGAGAAAAAUCACCAAAGGAAACGUGACAAUCAAACUCUGGGAUAUCGGAGGUCAACCGCGCUUCCGAUCGAUGUGGGAACGGUAUUGUCGUGGUGUCAACGCCAUCGUCUUCAUGGUCGAUGCUGCUGAUGAGGAGAAGCUCGAGGCAUCCAGAAACGAAUUGAUGCAACUUCUCGACAAGCCACAACUUGAUGCCAUUCCAGUGUUGGUGCUCGGAAACAAGAAGGAUCUGCCGGGAGCACUUGAUGAGCGACAAUUGAUUGAGAGAAUGAACUUGUCUUCAAUCCAGAAUCUGCUGAUGAGGAGAAGCUCGAGGGUAACUAUGAACCGACUGCUCUGCUGGAAAAACCCGCAAAGGGACUUCUUCUCAAAAAUAGUCGAGAAUCAAGAAUUCAAAAAAAUUUUUGAAAACACCGAGACAAGAAUGACUGUGUAUUACAGCAAAACGAUGGUUGCCGAUAAUGGAAUUAUUAUUGGAGAGGAAGGCUCAGCGAUGCGUGAACGAAUGGAAAGCGAGAAUUCAAACCAAGCCUCUUAUACAAAAAGUGUAUACAAAUGGAUGUGUGAAAAGUUUGAAGUUUUUGUCGAAUACUCUGGAGCUCCGAAGAACGCGGACCUAUUGAAAACUAUGAUGGAUCCUCUUGUGAAACAAGCAUUUAUGUGGAUGCUGCCACGCUUCUUAUUGAAGAUUAAAGGAGCGAAAGGAGUCAUCCACUCCCUGUCUUUUGAGAUAACUUACGGUGGACACGAAUUGAAAACCGUUAUCAACGAUUUGGAGCGUCUUUUAGCAUCCAUCGAAAACGGAAUGGUUGUCGGGACUAACGAUUUCAAGGCUGGCGACUUCUCUGUCACAGCAGACGGAAUGAAAAUUUCAGGCCAUCUUCGCUUCCCAUUCACUGAACACACCGAAUCCCACAAAUCGUUCAGUCGCAUAUUGCGCAACGGGAAAGGAUUAUAUCAAGUCUCUGUUCAAAGAGGAAACGUGCAGUAA
Molecule: messenger RNA, 1242 nt
Organism: Caenorhabditis remanei
Lineage: Eukaryota; Metazoa; Nematoda; Chromadorea; Rhabditida; Rhabditidae
Exons: 7
Coding region: 1-1242 (413 amino acids)
Biological process (GO): protein transport; anterograde axonal transport
Cellular component (GO): lysosomal membrane
Molecular function (GO): GTPase activity; GTP binding
Source: RefSeq, a predicted model, not a curated record